UACCGUAAUGUGCUCUUCACGAGGCUACCCUUGAUAGUGGUUCGGAAGAUGUCGCUGGUGCAAAAUACUGCAGAGAGAAUUCCAGAUGCCACAUACAUGUUACUAUGGCAAUGACUGCAGGGACUCCAACUUCCUUUCCCAUGAGCAACCACACCCGGGAGAGAGUGACAGUGGCCAAGCUCACACUGGAGAACUUUUAUAGCAACCUAAUUUUACAGCAUGAAGAAAGAGAAACCAGGCAGAAGAAACUAGAAGUGGCCAUGGAGGAGGAAGGUUUAGCAGAUGAAGAGAAAAAGCUACGAAGGUCUCAGCAUGCCCGCAAAGAAACCGAAUUUCUGCGGCUGAAGAGAACAAGGCUAGGCCUCGAUGACUUUGAAUCUUUGAAAGUUAUUGGAAGAGGUGCUUUUGGAGAGGUCCGCCUCGUUCAAAAGAAAGAUACGGGUCAUAUUUAUGCAAUGAAGAUACUAAGAAAAGCUGACAUGCUAGAGAAAGAGCAGGUGGCUCAUAUACGGGCAGAAAGAGAUAUACUGGUUGAAGCAGAUGGUGCCUGGGUGGUGAAGAUGUUUUAUAGUUUUCAAGACAAACGGAAUCUCUACCUGAUCAUGGAGUUUCUACCUGGAGGAGAUAUGAUGACAUUGUUAAUGAAGAAGGAUACUUUAUCGGAGGAAGAAACACAGUUUUACAUAUCUGAAACUGUGCUGGCCAUUGAUGCAAUUCACCAGCUGGGUUUUAUUCACAGAGAUAUUAAGCCAGAUAAUCUUCUCCUGGAUGCAAAGGGGCAUGUAAAACUCUCUGAUUUUGGACUCUGCACAGGUUUAAAGAAAGCUCACAGAACCGAAUUCUACAGAAAUCUUACACACAAUCCACCAAGUGACUUCUCAUUUCAGAACAUGAACUCUAAGAGAAAAGCAGAAACAUGGAAAAAGAAUAGGCGACAGCUGGCAUACUCUACUGUUGGGACCCCAGAUUAUAUUGCUCCAGAAGUUUUCAUGCAAACGGGUUACAACAAAUUAUGUGACUGGUGGUCUUUGGGAGUGAUUAUGUAUGAAAUGCUAAUAGGUUAUCCCCCUUUCUGCUCUGAAACACCUCAAGAAACAUAUAGGAAAGUUAUGAAUUGGAAAGAGACUCUAGUAUUUCCACCUGAGGUGCCCAUUUCAGAAAAAGCCAAGGACUUAAUUCUAAAAUUUUGCACUGAUGCAGAAAACAGAAUCGGUAGCAGUGGAGUAGAAGAACUUAAGAGUCACCCAUUUUUUGAAGGUGUUGAUUGGGGACAUAUCAGAGAGAGACCAGCUGCAAUCACUAUAGAAAUCAAAAGUAUUGAUGACACUUCCAAUUUUGAUGACUUCCCAGAAUCUGAUAUUUUACAGCCAGUGCCAAACACCACAGAACCUGAUUACAAGUCCAAGGACUGGGUUUUUCUUAAUUAUACUUACAAAAGGUUUGAAGGGCUCACUCAGCGUGGCUCCAUCCCUUCGUACAUGAAUGCUGGAAAGUUGUGAAACACAGCAGAAAUAAAACAAAGAACUCAGGUAGCUGCUGCAUCACUAAGACCCGCUUGGCAUAAUCCCAAUACACUGAAAUGGUCACGACGAUGGACUGAAAAUAGGAAAUUCUACCGGAUUAGGAUUUCUAAGACUACUACAAGAAUUAGUUGGCAGUGCCAGCUGGCUUCUCUCUCUCUCACUCUUUUUUUUAAUAGUGAAUAUUUUUGUUAACUUUAUUAUAACAAAGGUACUGGAAUAAAAAAGGAAUGGACAUCUUUGUGUGUG
This is a messenger RNA of Podarcis raffonei (Aeolian wall lizard), 1769 nucleotides long. It is a transcript of the gene STK38L, whose product is annotated as serine/threonine kinase 38 like. The record is from RefSeq and is a predicted model, not a curated record. Lineage: Eukaryota; Metazoa; Chordata; Lepidosauria; Squamata; Lacertidae. Gene Ontology annotation, biological process: peptidyl-serine phosphorylation; intracellular signal transduction. Bases 105 to 1499 code for a protein of 464 amino acids. Gene Ontology annotation, molecular function: ATP binding; protein serine/threonine kinase activity. The transcript is spliced from 14 exons.